AUGAUCCACAGUGUCAAAUGCUGCGGACAGGUCAAGACUGAUAAGUGUCGUGACCUGCUGCUGUUCCACAGCCCACAAAAAGUCAUUGCUCUUGCUACCUUCUCUAUUGGACAAUUCCAGGGUGUUUUGCAGAACCAUGUGUCCGAUAAGAAAGUGUGUAAUUUCAGUGCCAGCUAUACAGAUGGGUCAGCCCAAGAGUUCGAUGGUUCUUGUGAUUUUGAGAAAGAUGCUUGUGGGUGGAAAGAUAUCAGUAAAGAUGAAUUUCGGUGGAAGCUUGAGAAGGCAAACAUCAGCAGUAUCCUGGGUGUGGACCAUACUAGUGGAACACCAUUGGAACCUGACCCAACAGCUGACUUCCCCUGGGUCAGAAUCACAGGAAUGCAGGCUGCUGGUUCUGCUAGCCCAAGAAAGGCUCACAUUCUGGGGACUGAUCAAGGCUGGUAUAUGGCAGUAGAGGCCAGUAAUGGAGAUCAGAACAGUUAUGCUGCUCUACAGAGUCCUGCUAUGAGACAAGCCAGCACUGAGUGUGUGCUCAAGUUCUACUAUCACAUGUAUGGUGAAGGUCACUACAUGUUUGUAAAUUCGAGUUCAGUGCCAUCUGAAAAUGAAGUGCAGUUUGAGAGCCCAUCACUGCCACCUACCUCCCCAUACUGCCAGUUACUGUUUCAUUUCCACCUGGGUGGAGAAGAUGGUGUUGGAGGUUUAAGUGUGUUCAUGCAGAGUGAAGAGAAUAACAGGACACAACUCUGGACUCGCACAAACAGCACUGAAAAGCACUGCACUCUGGAGCACCUGAUUGUAGUGGAGGGGAUAAAUAGACAGAGUGAUCAAGGCACUGUAGCUGUGGAUGAUGUGCUCAUGUCACGCUACCCAUGCACCGGUCCAGGUCACUGUGACUUUGAAAUGAACAUGUGCAACUGGCGCAAUUUGAUGGCCGAGGACGAUAUGGACUGGCUCCGAAAUCAGGGAAACUCUAGAACUCCCAGCAUAGGGCCAAGUGUAGACCACACCACCAACUCAUCCAUUGACACCACAGUGGGACACUGGGGAGACAGAGCAUUACUGCUCAGUGAAAUAUUCCUCCCAGGCAACAGGGGGCAGUGUUUUACAUUUUGGUACCACAUGUAUGGCCAAAAUGUAGGGUCUCUCAAUUUAUACAUGAAUAACAGGACAUUGCAUGACAAUGGGGACAGACUUGGAUAUCUGAUUUGGACAGAUCAUGGGGAUGUGUGGUGGAGUGCCAGAUUUGUGUUUGAGUAUCACAAGGGCAAGGCCACUGGAGGAGAUGUGACCAUUGAUGAUAUACUUUCAGGAAUAGGAAUAGGAGUGGCAGUUGCAGUAACAUUACUGAUGAUCGCCAUAGUCUGCAGUGCCUUGUACGUGCUACAGAGGAGACACUUAAACAGAGCUGCAGAGCUACUGGAGUUAGAGAUCCUCAAAGGUGCUGUUUCAAAGCACAGUUUCAGGAUUACGGAGCUCUCCUUGUUGGAAAUGGCAACAAGAUUUAACGUGUUUCUUGGACUUUUCACAGCCAUUCAGUUGAGAUUUACCAUUGAGGAGCUGUCAAAAAGUGCAGUGACACGUGCAGAACUUGAGGGCUUUCAUGAAAUGCAGAGUACAGCAACAGGUCUGAAAAUCCAAAAGGAGAAAGACAAGAGUGGGCUGCCCUCCUCUACACAGCCCAGUCAUGCUUGGGCCAGUCAUAUUCAGGAACAUGGGCAUUAUCAGAAGCAUGGCAGGUCUGGAACUGAACGCCACCCUGAAGUUGUAACUAAUAAGAAGAAUGCAAACAGCUCUCACAUUGAGCAAGACAUGGAUCAUAUCUACUACAUUUCCAAAAUCUACCAGUCUACAGAUAUUGCAGGCAAGAACUUAUGGGUAAACUUUAAACACAUGGACAAAGGAAAGGUUCAUGGAGUCCUUUCCAACACCCACAGACAAGCUUUGACAGUGAACUUGUCCUUUGAGUUUCCUUAUUAUGGACAUUUACUAAGAGAGAUAACAGUGACUACUGGUGGUUUUCUCUACACAGGAGAUGUGAUCCAUAAAAUGCUGACAGCUACUCAGUACAUUGCUCCACUUAUGGCUAAUUUUGACCCAAGUAUUUCUCCAAAUUCCACCAUCAUUUAUGCUGAUAAUGGCACAACUCUUACUGUACAGUGGGACCAUGUUUACCUCCAGGAUGACCCUCAUUUGGGCAGUUUCACUUUCCAGGCUUCAUUGAACAGUGAUGGAAGGAUCACUUUUGCUUACAAAGAGAUUCCUGUUGAUAUCAGUGAGAUUAGAUCAGAGAAUCACCCAGUGAAAAUUGGUCUUUCUGAUGCAUUUGUGGUGCUCCAUAAGAUUCAGCAGAUUCCAGACACAGAUAUCCGAAGGAGAACAAUAUAUGAGUACCAUCGAGUUGAGCUGUUGAAAUCCAAAAUUACCAACUCCACAGUUGUUGUGUUGCUGCCUCUUCCAACCUGCCUGCAGUUCUCCAGCUGUGACAGCUGCGUUAAAGCUCACAUCAGUUUCAACUGUAGCUGGUGCAGCCGCCUACAAAGAUGUUCCAGUGGCUUUGACCGAAAUCGUCAGGAAUGGGUUGACAGUGGUUGUCUGGAUGAGUUCAAUAGGCAGAGCUGCAGUAAAACAAGCAAACCACAUGCUGUAAGCACUGGACCUGCAAUCAAUAACACAACAGCAGCAUCUAUAGCCACAGGCCAGCCCAGCAGAUAUAUCAGUAUCAUCAGCACUGUAUUGUCCACAAAUACUCAUCCCACCACCAUCUCUGUUGAACAAGACACAAAGAUUGCACUUCCUUUGACUGAAGACCGACCCCCUGAGGCAGAGAGGGCAGGUAGGCAAAGUGAAAGGCUGCAGACUGGUCUGCUUGUUAGCAUCCUCCUCAUCGUGCUGCUGCUGAUGGCUGCAGUACUGGCUACAGUCUACAUGUACCACCAUCCCACCUCCAGUGCCAGUCUCUUCUUUAUCAAGAAACGGCCAACACAUUGGCCUGUGAUGAAAUUUCGGCGAGGUUCUGGCCACCCAGCCUAUGCUGAAGUGGAGGUUAUUGGACGAGACAAAGAAGGCUUAAUUUUAAUAGAGCCUAAGGACAGCUUAGUCAUUGCAGAUCGACGAGAGAGUUCAAUUACAACAUAUCAAAGAGAUGGCUUCAUUGUGCCUGACCAAAAAGAAAGAUUCCUUGCUGUGGGACAUCACUGACAUGCAUUGCACUCAUUCUGGAAAGAGACUGGAAAAGAAACAUGUCUCAGUUACUAUAUAUCCAGUCAACUGUUUUUGUUUUGUUUGUUUGUUUGUUUUAAU
This is a messenger RNA of Neoarius graeffei (lesser salmon catfish), 3303 nucleotides long. RefSeq names its product plexin domain containing 2a (gene plxdc2a). The transcript is spliced from 26 exons. Lineage: Eukaryota; Metazoa; Chordata; Actinopteri; Siluriformes; Ariidae. The coding region runs from base 1 to 3201 and encodes 1066 amino acids. Gene Ontology annotation, cellular component: membrane. The record is from RefSeq and is a predicted model, not a curated record.